Telopea speciosissima is the source of this 1000-nucleotide messenger RNA. RefSeq names its product putative pectate lyase 2. NCBI's taxonomy places the organism in Eukaryota, Viridiplantae, Streptophyta, Magnoliopsida, Proteales, Proteaceae. The record is from RefSeq and is a predicted model, not a curated record. The transcript has 3 exons. Gene Ontology annotation, molecular function: pectate lyase activity. The coding region runs from base 16 to 978 and encodes 320 amino acids.
GGAUUUGCAGGGAAGAUGAGUAAUAACAUUGGUGUAGGGGUAACACAUUACAAAGUGACAGACCCAACUGAUGAUCCCUUAAAUCCAAGGGUUGGGACAUUGAGGUAUGGAGUGACAAAAAUUAGAUCAGGAGGAGGAGGAGGAGGUAAGGUUUGGAUUACCUUCCAAAGGGAUAUGUUAAUCAAAUUCCAAAAGCCACUUAUUGUUGGUAGUUAUACAACCAUCGAUGGCCGUGGUGUCAAUGUUCAAAUAGCUCAUGGAGCUUGCUUCUUGCUCAAUGGAGUAAGCAAUGUGAUCAUCCACAACCUGAGGUUUCACCAUUGUCAUUCCCAAGCUCCUGGUGCAGUGAUGGGUCCUGGAGGUAAAAUUUUGCAACUACAACAGCUUGAUGGCGAUGCAAUUCGUCUUGUUGGAUCUUCGAAAAUAUGGAUUGAUCACAACACCUUUUAUGAGUGUCAAGAUGGUCUCAUUGACAUUACAAGAGGCUCUACUGAUGUAACUGUCUCAAACAACUGGUUUCGGAACCAUGACAAGGUGAUGCUUCUGGGUCACCAUGAUAGUUUUGUUCAGGAUAAGAACAUGAGGGUAACUGUAGUCUUCAACUAUUUUGGUCCCAAUUGCAAUCAACGCAUGCCAAGGAUCCGCCAUGGGUAUGCACAUGUGGUGAACAAUCUUUACCAAGGUUGGGCACAAUAUGCCAUCGGAGGAAGCAUGAACCCCAGCAUUAGAAGCGAAUCCAAUCUCUUCAUAGCACCAAAAUUUGGGAACAAAAAGGUGACAUGGAGAGAAGGUCAAGGUGACACCGGGUCAUGGAAUUGGCAGUCUGUGAAUGAUAUCUUUGAGAAUGGAGCUCAUUUUAAACAAAGUGGCAAUGGUGGACCAAUGCCUCACUAUAACCGUGAACAGUGGUUUCCAAUCUCAGAUGCAAGAGCAGUAAGGUCCCUAACAAGAACAGCAGGCAUCCUGCGAAAGAUUUAGGUGCUAAUUGAAGGAUAAGGAG